AUAUUAAUUGAAAUCACUGCGGAGAGGUGCGUAUUAUGAGUGGAAAAUGUGGCAAGUGAGGCGCGCAUUGUCGGGUCAGUGUCAGACCCUACUCGGCGUCCUGCUUCUGAGCGCCGCUUUAAUAAUUCAGAGCGUACAAAUCGGCGCCACGAAAGCUCAGCCGAGACACGAACCCGCUGCGGCAGAGUCGAAUGCCGCGGAGCCGCGAGUGCGAGCAGGAAGUGAACGCAGACAGCCGCGCAGUGUGUUCCAUGUGCGAUGGAAUCCCAAUGAAAAGUUCGUUGUGGAGAGCCGCGAGAGUCCGGCCAUUAACUCCUCGAAGCUGGCGCCCCAUCCGCGGCUGAAGGUCUCCAAGAACACGAAGCUCACGCUUAGCCCCAAGCUGUACAUGUGCCACGACAAGUACUCGGAUCAGUGCCACAACAAGACGCAGCAGUUCCGCCAGCGCAUUGUGCAGACGUUCGAAAAGUCCAUGAGCGAGUCGCUCAACGAUUCGCACCCCAAUCCCUACCACGUGGACUACAAGCCCGUGUUCGGGGAUAGCUUCGAGGAGCAGUACUAUCCGUCCACCUGUCUGGUCAUGGAAGCGGGCGUGCGAGUGCUCCGCCGCAAAGAUGCUCCCUUUGACAAGAUGCCCUUCGGCCGACUCUUUCCGCGCCAGAAACUCUUUCGCAACAUCAAGAACAUCAAGACCUGCGCGAUUGUCUCCAGCGCGGGCUCCCUGGCAGGCUCCAAGCUGGGUCGCUUCAUCGACACGCACGACAUUGUGAUGAGAUUCAAUCAUGCACCGACGCAAGGACACGAGGUGGAUGUUGGCAGCAAAACCACAAUUCGUGUGGUGAAUUCUCAAGUGGUCACCAAGCCCGAGUUCGACUUUGCCCACGCACCCAUCUUUCGGAAUGUGACGAUCGCCGCCUGGGACCCGGGCAAGUACAAUGGCACACUGGAGGACUGGCUCACCAGCUCGGACUACGAUUUGUUCACCAACUACGAGAUCUACAGGCGUCGCCAUCCCAAGUCGCGAGCCUUCCUCAUCGAUCCCCAUUCCGUGUGGCGCCUAUGGCAGACGCUGCAGAUGUUUGCCGGCAACCGUUCCAUUCGACGUAAUCCCCCCAGUUCGGGUUUCAUUGGUCUGGCUUUGCUCUUGCCCCAUUGUCCGCAGGUCGACUUUGUUGAGUAUAUUCCCUCCACGCGACUCAAUGGACGCUGCCACUACUACAGCAAGGAGAUGAAUGCCGCCUGUACAUUCGGCUCUUGGCAUCCCCUGGCCGCCGAGAAGCUGAUGACACUGGACAUGAAUACGGCGGAUGAUAUGUCUGUCUUCCAGUUUGGCAUAUUGCGUAUACGCAGGCCGGAUAAGCUGCUCUGCGGCUUCAACUUCUUUGGCUAUUGAGCAAGGCUCUUCCGCAGCAGCAGCAGCGGAAGUGCUGCCGUGGGACAAUCGACAUGCAUUUAAUCAGCGGUUUUCACCAAGUGCAAUAAACAAUUCCAAC
Drosophila subobscura is the source of this 1493-nucleotide messenger RNA. RefSeq names its product beta-galactoside alpha-2,6-sialyltransferase 1 (gene SiaT). Gene Ontology annotation, molecular function: sialyltransferase activity. Lineage: Eukaryota; Metazoa; Arthropoda; Insecta; Diptera; Drosophilidae. The coding region runs from base 47 to 1393 and encodes 448 amino acids. The transcript is spliced from 6 exons. The record is from RefSeq and is a predicted model, not a curated record.